Aspergillus ruber CBS 135680 is the source of this 1090-nucleotide messenger RNA. Its product is annotated as mitochondrial 54S ribosomal protein uL6m. Gene Ontology annotation, molecular function: structural constituent of ribosome; rRNA binding. The transcript has 3 exons. The record is from RefSeq and is a predicted model, not a curated record. The coding region runs from base 27 to 788 and encodes 253 amino acids. NCBI's taxonomy places the organism in Eukaryota, Fungi, Ascomycota, Eurotiomycetes, Eurotiales, Aspergillaceae. Gene Ontology annotation, cellular component: ribosome; mitochondrial large ribosomal subunit. Gene Ontology annotation, biological process: translation.
CUCCGUCAACCGCAACCACCGCCGCCAUGUCCUGCUCCAUACCCCAAAGCUGCUUGAGGCAGCUCUCUCGGAAUACCCUGAAACAGGGAUUCUUGCCCGCGUUCACCUCUCCCGCCGCCUCCCUGUCCCGACGCACACAAUGUUUUUCGACCACGGCUCCGGCACAGUCUCGAGUUGGCGGCGCCGCGAUUUCGGUACCGCCAGAGGUUUCAUUGAGUUUUAUUGAUCUGCCUCAGACGCAAGCUCGUGGGAGGACAAAGGAGGUUCCGAAGACUGCGGUUGAGAUAAAGGGGCCAUUAGGCCAAUUGACCCUUGACCUCCCUCCCUUCCUCGAAGUUGCCCAUGAUGAAGCUACCCGGAAAGCAAAGGUGUCUGUGAGAGACUCCGGAAAUGAACACCAGCGUGCCAUGUGGGGUACCAUGCGUGCGCACCUACAGAACUAUAUCCUUGGCGUUGCGGAAGGUCACAUCUGUAUCCUCAGUCUUGUUGGUGUCGGUUAUAGGGCCAGCAUCGAAUCCACAGCAACCACGGUCGAACCCACAUAUCCCGGCCAACAAUUCAUUAACCUGAAAGUCGGUUUCUCACACCCCGUUGAGCUGGGUAUUCCGGAGGGCGUUAAGGCAAGCACUCCGCAACCCACACGUAUCCUGCUGGAAGGCGUUAAGAAAGACAUGGUGACGAGGUUUGCGGCAGAGAUUCGGGAAUGGAGAAGACCGGAGCCGUACAAGGGCAAGGGUAUCUUCAUUAACGGAGAGACGAUCAAAUUGAAGGCUAAGAAAAUCAGGUAAUUUUGGCGGUUUUCUAAAUUUUCUGUUCUUCGGGGAGCAAUUGGGACACUACUGGGUUAUGGUUUUUCGUUGAGAUGUAUAUUGAAGCACUUUUAUUUCCCCCGCAUGUUGUAUCUAUCCAAUGUAUUUCUAGGCACACGUAGCAUGACAUGACAAAAAAAGCUCAUUCAUCAUUAUAGGUUCUCAUUAUAGAUCAUACAUGAAUUUUUCUUUACAGCUUCAGAACAACCUUGACGGCAUCAAUAACCUGGUCUUGGAAGGCCUUGGGGGCGGCAACAACACCCUUGUUGGCAGCAAGAGUC